AUGGGACAAUAUGCUGCUCAGCUUGCUGCCCUCGGCUCCAUUCAUCCUGUUGGGGUGGCAUUAGUGGGGUUCAUAGCAGAUGACAAGCUUGCCCCUCAGGAUUCAACUAUCGCAUUUAUGAGCUCACCAAUGAUUGCAGAAAUGGUCAAAGCUAUGGGCCUACCCCUCACAGAGGAUAGUGCCUUGGCCAUGGGGAAGUUCCUAGUACAAUGA
This is a messenger RNA of Cantharellus anzutake, 213 nucleotides long. RefSeq lists its product as uncharacterized. The record is from RefSeq and is a predicted model, not a curated record. The transcript has 2 exons. NCBI's taxonomy places the organism in Eukaryota, Fungi, Basidiomycota, Agaricomycetes, Cantharellales, Hydnaceae. Bases 1 to 213 code for a protein of 70 amino acids.